Molecule: messenger RNA, 1694 nt
Organism: Trichobilharzia szidati
Lineage: Eukaryota; Metazoa; Platyhelminthes; Trematoda; Strigeidida; Schistosomatidae
Source: the annotation of a GenBank genome assembly
AAUAAAAAAACAUCAACUUCGUUGUGUCAUCUUUACACCCCGAUUUAUUGGUCUCUCUCUACAGAAUUUGCACCAAAUAAACCAGAGAAACAUAAAAUUAUCCGUCUAACGACGUUCAAUGAUCAAUUGUGAACACGCUGCUGUUUGUUUUACUGGAUUAAUUUCUUGUAUACACACUACUCACUGAAGUUAAUUUGAAUUUUCUAAAAUUUUGCAACAAAGAAAAACAACAACAACUGAUUGACAUUUUAUCAACUAAUCAAUCAAUCGAUCAAUCAAUCAAGCAAUCAAUCAAUGAAUCGGCUUAUCAAUCAAUCAAUCAAAGUGUUCAAUGUACAAUAUAAUUUGUUCAAUAGAUUUGACUAGCAGCUUUUCACUGUUCAACUAACUAACUCCUUCUCUAUCGCUAUCUCUAUCUCAUAUACAAAUUUGAAAAGCGGAAAAUCAAUAAUCACAGUUGACGUACACACACACAGACACAAACAUACACACAUAUGAAAGUCGAUCCUUCAUCAGUUGAUCUCCUUCACCCGUGUCCUAUUUAUCCAAAUCCAAUGCUGGCAUUCUGUUCAAGUAUCUCAUCAAAUGCUCGAAAUAUAUUUUCUCCAGAUAUCUGUAAAGAAUUAGACUCCUCAUUCAAUUGUAAUGAAAUGGGCAAUACCUCGUCAUCAACGUCAACAAUAACAACAACGCCACCAGCAACAACAACAACAAACUGUACAGUUUCAACUCCCCUGUCUUCGUCAUCCUCUGGUAUAACAAUGCAUAACGGGGAUACAUUAUCAGCAUCAGGAGCAUCGACAUUAUCAGUGGAGACAUCCGUCGUAGAUAAAGUUAUUCAUCUGUUAGGAAGUGUUUGUCAGUCGAAACACUUACCAAUUGAUGAGAAAUUGAAAAUUCUCACAGAUAUCGCUGAACAUGUAAUUAAAUUGUAUGAAAUGUUGACGAGUACACUGGGAGAGAAUUUCACAUCAUGGCAAGAUCAUGAAACUCCACUGAAUCUUACUCAACCAAAAUUGUCGCACAGAGAGAAGGAUGUCAAUGGUGUCAACAAUUCUACCUCCAGUGUACAACAACAAUUGUAUGAUACAAUAUCAAAUUCCCUGAAUCCUCAAAAUCUCACCUAUCCGCAAUCUGCCAAGUCUUUAACAAACACCUCCUUAUUCCCACCUGUGUUGAAUAUCCCAUCAACCAACCCAUUAAUUCAAAUGACCCAGUCUAUGCCAUGGUUACAACAGAAAUCAGCAGAUCAGCUAACAAAUGGAUUGAUGUGUCCUACAAAUGACAGCUCAGAGAUGAUGAUGCCUUCCGAAAGAAACUUAACUCCCUUCUUUAAUUGGUUGUCUACAUUUCCAGAUGUCAACCUCUUACCUAACUGGUUACUUGAACAAAUCACCAUGUCGAAUAACGAAAAGAUGAGUACAAAUCCGAUGACACACUCCCCUAGUAACAAUAAUAAUAGUAAUAAUGCAUUUACUGAAACCAUGUUAAACUAUAUGAAAUGCUACUAUGCAAAAUUAUCAAGUAAUCAAACCCCCAGUGAACAGUACCAAAUGGAAAUCGGCCAGACUUAUCCAGGCAGCAGAAAGACUUCACAUGCCUCGAACAAAGAAUACGCUCUUGAUAAUCAACAAUUGUCUAUAAAAAAUUCCAUAGAGGAGGAGGAAAUAUUCACAAUGGAUAUGAUCUUAUAG